UAGCUAGGCUGCGUCGUCGUGGUACAGUUUUGAGUAAUCCAGUGCAAUCUUGGUCGCUGAGUGUUUGAAGAAAGGCAAUGGGUCAACGACUGGUGUAUCGACGACGACUUUCAUACAAUACGAAGUCGAACAGGCGGAGAAUAUCUAAGACACCAGGUGGACGGCUUGUCUACCUCUAUACUAAGAAGCCGGGAAAAGUUCCUCGUUGUGGUGACUGCAAAGAAAAACUACGGGGGCUCCCUGCUGUCAGACCUAAGAAAUUGAUGUCAAUGUCGAGAAGAAAGAAAACUGUGUCCAGGUCUUACGGAGGAUCACGCUGUGCAAAGUGUGUCAGAGAAAGGAUUGUUCGUGCCUUCCUCAUUGAAGAAGAAAAGAUAGUAGUACGGGUGUUGAAAGCUUCCAAGAAACGUUGAACUGGUAGCCACAUAUUGUACUAAUCAGUGUCUUAUUGAUUAAUUAAACUUCCUUAAACAAAA
Messenger RNA from Corticium candelabrum, 476 nucleotides. Its product is annotated as large ribosomal subunit protein eL34-like. The coding region runs from base 78 to 413 and encodes 111 amino acids. Gene Ontology annotation, molecular function: structural constituent of ribosome. Gene Ontology annotation, cellular component: cytosolic large ribosomal subunit; ribosome. NCBI's taxonomy places the organism in Eukaryota, Metazoa, Porifera, Homoscleromorpha, Homosclerophorida, Plakinidae. Gene Ontology annotation, biological process: translation. The record is from RefSeq and is a predicted model, not a curated record. The transcript is spliced from 5 exons.